Vanrija pseudolonga is the source of this 713-nucleotide messenger RNA. RefSeq lists its product as uncharacterized. The record is from RefSeq and is a predicted model, not a curated record. Lineage: Eukaryota; Fungi; Basidiomycota; Tremellomycetes; Trichosporonales; Trichosporonaceae. The transcript has 3 exons. Bases 28 to 630 code for a protein of 200 amino acids.
CGACUUCCACCUCCCACCACACACACAAUGCUCGCCGCCGCCCCACGCCUCCUGCGCACCGCGCUCCCCCGCCUCGCGCGCUCCACAUCGACGCUGGCGCCCGGCUCGUCCCGCGACCCCCUCCACCCGCACCUGCACUACCACGCGCAGCCGGCAACGCAGCCGUCGCGCAUCACCCUCUCCCUCCUCCCCACCCCAAGCAGCGCGCACUCUCGCUGCGUGCUCGGCUACCUGCCGCCCGUGGCCGACGCGGGCCUGAACGACUUUGUCGAGAACCCGCGCUUCCGCGACGUGCUCCACGCCGCCAUCAAGGACGGGCUCGCAAAGGGCGUGAGCGAGAGUGUCGAGUUCGAGGCGGGCACGCGGCCCGGCGACGGGUUCAUGCACAUCACUGACGAGCGCGCGAUCCCCCCCGCCGGACGGAUCGGCGAGACGGAGGACCUCAUCGGGAGCGUGUACGUCGAGAACGGCAAGAUCGUGCCCUCUACAUACGAGCCCCAGCCGAGCUACCGCCUCGUCACGAGCCACGGCGUCAUGACCCUCCCCCGCGGGCUGGACGAGUACGUCGUCGGCGUGCUGAGGGAGAUUGAUGCCGCCGAGCGCGGCGAGGCAGACGGCGAGCAGUGGUAGGCGCGUGAGCGCGAGCCGAGCGAGCGCUGGCUGGCGAGUGUUCUCAUUGGGUUAGUUAGAGCUAGAUGUAGUAUCACCAUUCA